GUAUUGCUGAAACACAAGACUGGAGAAAGUGUCAAGAUGUUGUGAAUGAAUUUCGCAAUUGUAUGGAAGUGUACAGGAAGAAACAGAUUAGUGCUGAAGGAAAUUGAGAAAGCUAAAAGUUAAUGACAUGGACGUCUACACGGCCUUCUUUGCAGGGGCAGGAAUAGCCUGUACUUGUCAGCUUCUUUUGAGCAGGGGCAUCCUUAAAAAAAGCAGUAUUUGGAAGGUUGCAAUAGAAGCAGCACAGACAGGACAUAAUGUGAAAAUGGUGUUAAUUGUCAGACCUGAUUUACAAAUGGGCAAAGGGAAAGUGGCUUCUCAGUGUGCCCAUGCAGCUUUGUCUUGUUACAAAAGGUGCCAGACGAGAGCUCCAGAUAUUUUAAAUUUAUGGGAGUGUAUAGGCCAGCCUAAAAUAAUUGUCAAAGGAGAUAAGGAUGGAGAAGAGUGUUUAUUAGAACUCAAGAGAAAAGCAGAAGAGCUAAAUCUUGUUUCAUGUCUCAUACGAGAUGCAGGAAGAACUCAAUUAGAACCUGGAUGUGCAACUGUUUUAGGAAUAGGCCCAGGACCUAGUCCGUUAGUAGAUAAAGUGACAAAACACCUUAAAUUGUUGUAAUCAUUUUAUGUAGAGCAUAAAGUCACAGUUUCAUGUACAAAUAUGUGUUAAACAUGGAUUCAGUUUCUCCAUUUCUGUACUUGACAAACAAAGCUGCUAAAGGUACAGAAGACCAAA
Messenger RNA from Schistocerca cancellata (South American locust), 730 nucleotides. RefSeq names its product peptidyl-tRNA hydrolase 2, mitochondrial-like. Gene Ontology annotation, cellular component: mitochondrion; cytosol. The transcript has a single exon. Bases 128 to 613 code for a protein of 161 amino acids. Gene Ontology annotation, molecular function: peptidyl-tRNA hydrolase activity. The record is from RefSeq and is a predicted model, not a curated record. NCBI's taxonomy places the organism in Eukaryota, Metazoa, Arthropoda, Insecta, Orthoptera, Acrididae.